Lathyrus sativus (Indian pea) is the source of this 1266-nucleotide messenger RNA. The record is from the annotation of a GenBank genome assembly. NCBI's taxonomy places the organism in Eukaryota, Viridiplantae, Streptophyta, Magnoliopsida, Fabales, Fabaceae.
AUGACUCUUCUUCAAUCCUUUAUCCAAAUCCACCCAGAUUCUCACUUCCCCAUUCAGAAUCUACCUUACGGAAUCUUCAAGCCCCAACCCGAUUCAUCCCCUCGUCCCGGAGUAGCCAUCGGCGAUUUCGUUCUCGACCUCUCCGAGAUCUCUUCGGCCGGUCUUUUCAACGGCACUCUUCUAACUAACUCCGAUUGCUUCCUCCAGCCUAAUCUAAAUAAAUUUGUAUCACUCGGAAGACCAGCAUGGAAGGAAGCUCGCGCCACUCUUCAAAAACUCUUAUCAUCAACUGAGCCAACUUUGAGGGACAAUGAAGUUCUGAGACAGAAAGCACUUGUGCCUUUGAGCCAAGUAGAGUUGCUUCUCCCUGUUGCAAUUGGGGACUAUUCAGACUUCUUUUCGUCUCUGCAUCAUACUAAAAAUUGUGGAAUCAUAUUUCGCGGACCGCAGACUCCUGUUCUAGAGAAUUGGUAUCACUUGCCUGUUGCUUAUCAUGGACGGGCAUCUUCUGUUGUUGUUUCCGGAACAGAUAUUAUUAGACCGAGAGGUCAAGCUCAUCCUGCCGGAAACCCUUCACCCUACUUUGGCCCUUCAUUGAAGCUUGACUUUGAGUUGGAAAUGGCUACUAUUGUCGGACCUGGAAAUGAACUAGGAAAACCUGUAGAUAUAAACAAUGCUGAAGAUCAUAUCUUUGGACUUGUUCUAUUGAAUGACUGGAGUGCUCGAGAUAUUCAGGCAUGGGAAUAUGUUCCUCUUGGUCCUUUUCUUGGCAAAAGUUUCGCCACAUCGAUAUCACCUUGGAUUGUGACCUUGGACGCAUUAGAACCUUUUGCUUGUGAAGCCCCGAAACAGGAUCCUUCUCCACUUCCUUACUUGGCCGAAAAAGUAUCCAAAAACUAUGAUCUUUCACUAGAGGUCCACAUUAAACCUGCUGGUCACAAAGAUUCAAGCGUUGUUACGCGGAGUAACCUCAAGCACCUAUAUUGGACAUUGACUCAACAACUUGCUCACCACACAAUCAAUGGUUGCAAUCUGAGGCCAGGGGACAUCCUUGGAACUGGGACAAUUAGUGGCCCGGAGCCAGAGUCUCGCGGAUGCUUACUAGAGUUAACAUGGAAUGGACAAAAUUCGCUGUCGUUGAAUGGGUUAGAUAGAAAAUUUCUUGAAGAUGGAGAUGAAGUCACCUUAACUGGAUAUUCCAAGGGAAAUGGUUACACUAUUGGGUUUGGUACAUGCUCUGGCAAGAUUGUUCCAUCAGCUCCUUGA